AUGUCUCCAGUUAUCCUUCACCUUAGAGCUGAAACCAAGCCUUUAGAAAAGAGAGCAGCCUUGACUCCAAAGACCACCAAGGAGUUGCUUGACGCUGGCUUCGAAAUCUACGUUGAAGAGUCGCUGCAAUCCAUUUUCGACACCAAGGAGUACGAGGCCGUUGGUGCCACCAUCGUGCCAGAAGGCUCGUGGAAGAAUGCUCCAACCGACAGAAUCAUCUUUGGAUUGAAGGAACUUCCAGAAAACGAAACGUUCCCCUUGGUUCACGAACACAUCCAGUUUGCUCACUGUUACAAGGACCAAGCUGGCUGGAAAGACGUCUUGAAGAGAUUCCCAGAGGGUAAGGGAACCUUGUACGACAUCGAGUUCUUGGAAAAUGAACAAGGUAGAAGAGUCGCUGCCUUUGGAUUCUACGCUGGUUUCGCAGGUGCUGCAAUUGGUGUUAAGGACUGGGCUUUCAAGAUCAUCAGUGGUGAUGACUCUGCAGACUUACCAGGUGUCACUGCCUACGCCAACGAAGACCUUCUCAUCGAGGAGAUUAAGAGCGAUCUUAAGUUGGCCUUGGCCAAGAACGGCGGUGUAUACCCAACCUGUCUUGUUAUCGGUGCUCUCGGUAGAUGUGGUUCUGGUGCCAUUGACCUUUUCCAAAAGGUUGGUAUCCCAGACGAAAACUUGAUCAAGUGGGAUAUGAAGGAAACCGCCCCAGGUGGGCCAUUCAAGGAGAUCGUGCUGUCUGACAUUUUCAUUAACUGUAUCUACUUGUCUCAGCCAAUUCCUCCAUUUAUCAGCUACGAGACCUUGAACGUACCAGACAGAAAGUUGACCACCAUCGUUGAUGUUUCUGCUGACACCACCAACCCACACAACCCAAUCCCAGUGUAUGAGAUUGCCACUACUUUUGAUUCCCCAACUGUCCCAGUCAAGACCACCGUCGGUCCAAAAUUGUCUGUCUGCUCCAUAGAUCACUUGCCAAGUUUGUUACCAAGAGAAGCUUCGGAAUUCUUCGUCAGGGACUUGAUGGCAUCUUUGAAAGAAUUGCCUGAAAGAGACACUGCCUCCGUCUGGGUCAAGGCCAAGAAGUUGUUCGAGAAACACGUUGAAAGAUUGUAA
This is a messenger RNA of Dujonia railenensis, 1110 nucleotides long. NCBI's taxonomy places the organism in Eukaryota, Fungi, Ascomycota, Pichiomycetes, Serinales, Debaryomycetaceae. The record is from the annotation of a GenBank genome assembly.